AUGGCAUCAAUUCGAAGGACAUUGUCUCCGGUGCCUCGAUCUGGAAGCUUAAUGAAUGGGGAAGCAUGUCAAGUUGCAUCUCCUCUUUCUAAGUCGUCUUCGAACAGUCUGAACCCUCCACCACAUAGUAGUGUCUUGGCUUCGUCAGUUGGUUCACUCGACUAUGCAUUGUACAAAGUGCAAAAUUUUAUACUCGGCCUUUUAUCACAACGAUCUUCUCGGUCCUCAGAUAGGUUGAGGGUAAAGGGACAAGUUUGGCGGAGAGUUCUUUUCCAUUUCUUUAUAUGUUUUGUCGUUGGGGUUUUUGUUGGAUUCACCCCUUUUGUUUCACUGAAUUUGUCCAUGAACAUCGUUUCUAAACACCAAGAUUUCUACUUUGAGGUGGUCCAACCAGUUCCCAACAGCCAGUUUCAUGGCAGGAAAAGAAAUGAAAAAUCGGUACUUGGCAGAUUGUCCGUAAAUGAAAAUGCUACAUUAGAUCCUCGUGGGAUGAACAGCGAACCAAAAGACGACUUUGUUUCCAAUCGUUCUUCGAGUUCUGUCAAUCAAGGUUCAGAUCCGGUGUUCCAUGAACUUGUGAUCAUUGUGACACCUACACAUGCUCGACCCCUUCAAGCGUAUUAUCUCAAUCGUUUAGCCCACACAUUAAAAUUGGUUCCACAUCCUUUCCUGUGGAUCGUCGUGGAAAUGAACUCGCAAUCUGUGGAAACGGCUGACUUGUUGAGGAAAACCGGGGUCAUGUACAGGCAUCUAUUCUGCAGUAAGAACUCAACUGACAUGAAAGACAGAAGAGUGCACCUGCGGAAUGUGGCUCUUUCCCACAUUGAAACACACCAUCUUGAGGGAAUCGUGUACUUUGCAGAUGAUGAUAACAUAUAUUCUGCCGAUCUCUUUCACCAAAUGAGGCAGAUCAGGCGGUUUGGGACAUGGACAGUGGCGAAGUUGAUGGAAAGCAGAAACGACAUUAUCUUGGAGGGUCCAAUCUGUAAUGGCUCUCAAGUAAUAGGAUGGCACAUAGAUGACAUAACAAAUAGAUUUCGAAGAUUUCAUGCUGAGAUGUCGGGUUUUGCCUUUAAUAGUACUGUUAUUUGGGAUCCAAAGAGAUGGCACCGACCUACCCUUGAACGAAUCAGGCAGCUUGAUGCAGUCAGAGAAGGUUUCCAAGCAAGUGCAUUUAUAGAGCAAAUUGUGGAGGAUGAAAGUCAAAUGGAAUGCUUACCUCAUGAAUCAUCAGAAAUUAUGGUUUGGCACCAUAGCAUGGACUCACAUUCGUACACAGCGCUGAAAAGUUUGGUCAGGAAGUAA
Molecule: messenger RNA, 1305 nt
Organism: Fraxinus pennsylvanica
Lineage: Eukaryota; Viridiplantae; Streptophyta; Magnoliopsida; Lamiales; Oleaceae
Source: the annotation of a GenBank genome assembly